Messenger RNA from Thermothelomyces thermophilus ATCC 42464, 5977 nucleotides. RefSeq lists its product as uncharacterized. The transcript has a single exon. Gene Ontology annotation, biological process: cell motility. NCBI's taxonomy places the organism in Eukaryota, Fungi, Ascomycota, Sordariomycetes, Sordariales, Chaetomiaceae. The record is from RefSeq and is a predicted model, not a curated record. Bases 316 to 5718 code for a protein of 1800 amino acids. Gene Ontology annotation, molecular function: catalytic activity.
CAACCGCUGAACGAUUCAACAGAGAUCCACGACACGACGCCUCCCGACGAUUUGCACGCUCUAUCGGCGUACCUAGUUUGGGCUUCAAUCUCGACAAUUCCGGACGGUUAGCCUCGCGAGAGUGAUACUACCUCCGUGUCGCUGCGCCGCUUGAACCGAGACGCCUGAAAGCAGUCUGCUGGUGCAACCUCACAACAUAGUUGGGUCUUUGGAGGAACCUGAACCAAUCUGAUUGCGCCAUGUCUCGUUAUUGAGGAUUGGUCUUUCAGAACCUCGUACCGGUUUGGAUAUCCAUAAGCUUCCGCUUUGGAAACCAUGGCUGCGACGACCCGAGGCAAUCAUACCGGCAUCACUCGGAAGGAAUCUACCCUAGCAUCAGGCACCUUCGCCGAGAUGCCCACGAUUCCACAAGCCAAGGUCUUUGGGCCUGGAACUCCCGCAACUUCGGAUGGAAUUGAUUUCGCUGCGAAGCCAAGCGCCGCCGAGAAUGAACCCGCCAACUCCGUGAACGGACGCCCUCCCCAUUGCAAGGCAAAUCCUCACGCGGAAUCCAGCGGCGCGCUGCAGCCGCCGGCGCUAAACGUCGAUACACAUCCGCAGUCCACGGCGGCUCCCGGAUCCUCCGAACCGGCCUCCCCCGUUGCUGGCAGGAAGAGUGUGCAGUUCACUCCGGAUGAUGGUGCUCCCGACACCGCACCGACGCACUCGAGAACUGGAUCAUGGGACACAAGGGAGGCUUUGGGAAAGCUUCGCGGCUCCGGUUUCAUUACCAAACUGAAGGAGCUUGCCGGGCCUAGCGCACCACAAACUCCAAAGGUGUCUUCAGCGACUCCUGAGCUGCCAUCGACGACGAGUUCGCCCACGGCGGUCCGAUCGACGAAUCGAGGCUCCCGCGCUGUGCACGAGGGAAGUGACGAUGAUGCAGAUGCCGAGGAAACGGCAGACGAAACCACUGCCGGGCUUUCAAAGGGAAAGCAGAAGAGGAGAAGGCGCAUGCGGAGGCCGAGAACGGAAUCCUACUCAGUGCCCAGUACCCCACAAGUUAGCGCUUUAGGUCCGGACAUGCCAGAUGGCCAAAGCCGCCUUGGGUUCCUGAGACGUGCGCCAUUGGCUGGAGCUGACGAUCAUGGCUUUUCCGAAGGUGAAGGUCGAGACCGCCUUGCUGGCCAGCGGGGCUCAAGGAGAAGGUGGAUGUCCAGGCCAGGAGAAGAAGGAGAGGACCCCGACAGCGCUGCUGGACUUCGAGUGGGCCAUCACCUCAGGCGUCUGUCUGCUCUCGGAGGAGGUGGCGGCGGCGGCGGCGGCGCAUCAGAUGGAGAUGCCAUGAGCCCCAGGAGACCUUUCUUCGGCGCAGACAGGGCCUCCACCUUUGGUGUUCAGAAAUGGCGUCAGGUCAAGGGCGCCCUCAGGCUCUUGCGUCAAAAGAAGGAUGAGCAAUUCGACUUCUCCAAAUCUGCAGAACUCAUGGCAGAGCUAUUCGGCGGUGCACCAGCUGUCUUGAUGCUCGCGAGCAUGAUCCAGCGGGACGAGCAUGGGAACAAGAGAAUACCCGUACUGCUGGAGCAGUUAAGGUUGCGGAUCGUCGACAGUGCCCCGGCCCCGGAUAAGGACAGCGAGAGGCAUUGGAUGUUUACCAUGGAACUGGAGUAUGGGAGCGGUCCGAGUCAGAUGAAAUGGACUAUCAAGCGGUCCAUCAAGGAUAUCUUGAACCUUCACUGGAAGUACAAGCUCACCCUGGGAAAUGAGGGAUUCCCUUCGAAAAGCUCUGAUCAUAGCGCUAGGCGGCCGAAGCAGCCGCGCUUUCCCCUGUCCGCCUUCCCAUAUCUUCGUGGCGUCAGAGGUUUGGACGACAACGAUGAAGAGGAGCUCGGCAACGAGACCCGCGCCGAGGAAACUGCCGGUGAAGUUACUGCUGGCGAAGCGACAGCCCAUGAAGGGACCGACCUUGAUGAUAGACCGCCAAUGCGCAAAAAACGGUCACGCAUGCCUUAUCUCGGUGGCCGACGAAAACCCUCAGCGUUGGGCUCGAAUGCUGAUCUCAACCAGGUCGCCGAUCCCGCUGCGCAAAGGAGGAAAUAUGUUGAGAGACAGCAGCGAAUGCUGGAGAAAUAUCUCCAGGACAUGAUACGCUGGCUGAUGUUCAGGGCAGACAGCAACCGCCUGUGCCGUUUCCUCGAACUCUCUGCGCUUGGCGUCCGGCUCGCGGCAGAGGGCAGCUAUCACGGAAAGGAAUGCUAUCUGCAUAUUCAGUCAUCGCAAGGCCUGGAUUUCCGCCGUGUGCUUACGCCAGGGAAGGUGAUCGCUAGGCACAGCCGGAAGUGGUUCCUAGUGCGGCAAAGCUACAUUGUCUGCGUCGAAUCGCCCGAGAACAUGAACAUUUACGACGUUUUCUUGGUCGACCCGAAGUUCCAGAUCAUCACCAAGAGCAAAGACAAGCAUCUUCACUCUAAAUCCCGAGAGCGAGACGAGGAUAUUGAUAACCUCGACCCUUCGGCUCGCCCAGCCACCAGGAAACACCAUACGAUCAAAAUCAUAACUUCGGAGCGCAAGGUGAAGCUGUUUUCACCCAACCAGCAUCUCAUUUCGCAGUUUGAGGAAUCCAUCAACGAGAUGUUGAAGCAUACCCCCUGGCAUCGCGAGAAUCGCUUCGGCAGUUUCGCCCCGGUACGUACCGGCGUGCAUGCACAGUGGCUCGUUGACGGCCGGGAUUAUAUGUGGAACGUAUCCCGAGCCAUCAGCAUGGCAAAGGAUGUCGUCUACAUCCACGAUUGGUGGUUGAGCCCAGAGCUCUACAUGCGACGGCCCGCUUGCAUCAGUCAAAAGUGGCGCCUUGACCGGCUGCUCCAGCGGAAGGCUGCGGAAGGCGUUAAGAUCUUCGUCAUUGUCUACCGUAACGUCGAGGCCGCCAUUCCCAUUGAUUCCGAGUAUACCAAGUUCUCACUCCUCAACCUACACCCCAACAUCUUCAUCCAGCGGUCACCGCAUCAGUUCAAGAAGAACCAAUUCUUCUUUGCUCACCACGAGAAGAUUUGCAUUGUAGACCACGACAUUGCUUUCAUCGGUGGCAUCGACCUGUGCUUUGGCCGGUGGGACACCCCGAAACACCCCGUCGUGGAUGAUAAGCCUACCGGUUUCGAGUCCCAGGACACGCCCAAGGACGCUGAACAUUGCCAACUCUUCCCCGGGAAGGACUACUCUAACCCGAGAAUCUUGGACUUCUCCAAACUCCACGAGCCGUAUGCGGAAAUGUACGACCGGUCAAUGACGCCUCGCAUGCCCUGGCACGACGUUGCGAUGCAGGUCGUGGGGCAGCCGGCUCGAGACCUCACUCGCCACUUUGUCCAGAGAUGGAAUUACGUUCGGCGCGGGCGUAAGCCGACGAGGCCCACCCCAUUCUUGCUACCGCCCCCAGACUGCAAGCCAGAGGAGCUGGAAGCCAUGGGUCUCAGCGGGACCUGUGAGGUGCAGAUUCUCCGUUCUGCAACGACCUGGUCGCUCGGCAUCGAGCACACGGAACAUAGCAUCCAGUCGGCAUACAUCAAGAUGAUCGAGAACUCGGAGCACUUCGUUUACAUUGAGAAUCAGUUCUUCAUCACCAGUACCGAGACGCUGAAUAACAAGAUUGUGAACGGUAUCGGCGACGCCUUGGUUCGCCGCAUUAUCCGGGCUCACGAGAACGAUGAAGAUUGGCGCUGUAUUGUCAUCAUUCCGCUGAUGCCAGGCUUUCAGAACGAGGUGAACCAGCCUGACGGUUCAAGCGUCCGGCUGAUUCUGCAGUGUCAAUAUCGAAGCAUCUGCCGAGGGGAGCACUCCAUAUUCGGACGCUUGCGGGCCGCCGGCAUCGAGCCGGAGGACUAUAUCCAGUUCUUCAGCCUCCGUCAGUGGGGCAAGCUGGGAAAUGGCGUGCUGACGACCGAGCAGUUGUACAUUCACGCCAAGUGCAUCAUUGUCGACGACCGUGUCGCCUUGAUCGGGUCGGCCAACAUCAAUGAACGAUCCAUGUUGGGCAGCCGCGAUUCCGAAGCCGCCGCUAUUGUCCGUGACACAGACUUGAUCUGGUCGACCAUGGCCGGGCGUCCGUACCAAGUUGGGAGGUUCGCCCAUACGCUGCGUCUGCGGCUCAUGCGAGAGCACUUGGGCUUGGAUGUAGACGAGAUUUUGGAGGAGGAGCGGCAGGCUGACCUCGACCGUCAAGAGCAGUUCGAGGCAGAAAUGGAUGAAAUGUACAGCGACGGGCCUGAGUUGCCGCCAAUGGAAGAAACUUCUAAAAACAGGAGGGCUUCCUUUGCUGAGACGCUCGAAACCCCGACAUUCCCACACGAGUCUCACAGCGUUAAUCACGAUGUCAGCACGGAGGAGCCUCGCCUCCGGCAACGUACUCUUUCAGCAAGCAGCAAGUCCCAGGAAUACUCGGCCGAGAAGCUCAAGCAAGAUUUGGAAGGUCUCGGCCCUGAUCAGUGGAAGGCAGCGCAGGAGAGGGCGAUUGACCAAGGUAGAGACUCCGUCAUUGUCAGCGAUCGCGAAGUGCUCCUCAAGGACAUCGCAGCGGAAGGUAAGGCCACGCUCGAGAGCCCUAGGAAGCCGCACGUGCUUCGCCGGCCGCCUGGCGCCGCGACUCCCGACGGUGCCGGAGGGAGCAACGACGGUAUGCCGCCGAUGCCACCGUUUGACAGGCGGACGACUGAACAGGCCGGCCUUCCGCGUGCGAACCAGCUGCCGUCUUUGCCCGUCGCCGACGAUACAGACAUCGGCGGCCCGCCAGCCCGUGUCGAUUCGGCUGGGCGGCCGCUUCCGAGCGCCGCUAGCUCGCUUCCCCUCGACAUCAAACUGGCCGACAUUCACAAGGACUGCAUGCGCGAUCCGCUCAAUCCGGCCUUCUACGACGAUGUCUGGUCUCGCGCUGCCGAGAAUAACACUCGGAUCUACCGACGUGUCUUCAGAUGCAUGCCGGAUUCUGAAGUGACAAAUUGGGCGGAAUACAGGAUUUUCAAUCAGUAUAACGCUCGCUUUAAGGCGAGCAUGGAUGGCCACCGUGCGAGCGAGGAAGGAGAGAAGCCCCAUUCGGCUGCCGGGGCGCCGAGCCAAACGUCUGCGGGCGCCGGGAUCAGUGCGCCGGGACCGGCGGCCAUCGUCGCCGCGGUGACCGAGAAGCCAGGCACCGCUGCGAAGACCACCGCCUCCAAGGCGACACCCGGAUCGGGAGACGGUGUGCUGAAUGAGAAGCGGGACACGACUCACGGGUCGCACGAAGAAACGGCUCUAUCGAGCGGCACGAACCGGGACCCGGAAAAAGAUGAUCACGCCAUCGACUCGAGCCACGACACGCUGCACAGGACCGAAACCAAUAACUGCCUUGGAACGAACCCCGAGAGCGGCAGGGAACGCCGUGCCACCUUCUCCAGCCAGGAGAAACCUCUGCCUACGGGCGCCAGCACGGGGUCCGCAAACGGAAGCGGUUCUCCAACACCCGGCAGCAACCCCGAUGGUAACAAUGCCAAGCCGUCGGGCUCGCAGAAGCGGAGGCGCCGGGCGACGACUAGGAGCAGCCGGCCCCGCUUCAGCGCGACCGAGGAGGUGUUGUCCAGGGCCGAGGCCGAGGAGUUGCUGAUGCUAACACAGGGUCCGCUGGUGCAGUUUCCGUAUGACUGGCUCGUGGUGGAGGAAACGAACGGAAACUGGCUGUUCCAGGUUGACCAGGUGGCGCCGUUGGCUAUCUAGUGAGUGUUCAGAGUGCGGUCACAGGGAUUGACGAGGGUGGUUGCUAAUGCAUUCCUAGUGACUGAGCGCGUCUGUGAGACGCGGCCGGCGACGGAUACUACUGGACUUGGGUUCUCGAGAAGCGGAUCAGGCCAGAUUCGGCGGGAUUUGGCGGUUCUGCAAGCCAUUGCGCUCGGCGUUACGGGGUUGCGGCAUUGUGUCUUUCAAGUCCUGGGUCACCAACGUUACAUAUACAGCAUGGCGUGUCAGGUACACUGGC